Molecule: messenger RNA, 871 nt
Organism: Drosophila kikkawai
Lineage: Eukaryota; Metazoa; Arthropoda; Insecta; Diptera; Drosophilidae
Product: protein YIPF6
Biological process (GO): endoplasmic reticulum to Golgi vesicle-mediated transport
Cellular component (GO): trans-Golgi network; membrane
Source: RefSeq, a predicted model, not a curated record
AUCGAAAAAGGGCCUGUGAUAACGUGGAAAACUGCAAACGGGCACACUAUUUGUUAGGUGGCAGAAACGUAUUUAAUUUAAGGCAGAUUUUUAGGACAGCAAUGGAUGCCAAGCUUGAUAUGUUCGAGGACGUGAACACGUCACCCUCGUUGGAGGGCGAUAUGUCCAUUCCGGGCAAGAGAACCACAACAACUGCAACGUCGCCGGGCGGAGUUCCGGAUUACAACACCCUGGACGAGCCCAUCCGUGAGACAGUGCUGCGUGACAUUCGGGCCGUCGGCAUCAAGUUCUACCAUGUGCUGUAUCCCAAGGAAAAGUCCAGCCUGCUUCGCGAUUGGGACUUGUGGGGUCCGCUGGUGCUGUGCACCUUCAUGGCCACCAUUCUGCAGGGCUCCUCCUCCGCUGACAGCAUGUCCGACAACGGUCCCGAGUUUGCCCAGGUCUUCGUCAUCGUCUGGAUAGGAGCGGCCAUCGUCACACUCAACUCCAAGCUGCUGGGCGGCAAUAUCUCGUUUUUCCAGUCUGUUUGCGUGCUGGGGUAUUGCCUCACGCCGGUGGCCAUUUCACUGAUAGUGUGCCGGGUGAUCCUGCUGGCCGCCCAGACGCGUCUGCUCUUUUUCCUGCGUUUCGUCACUACCACCAUGGGCUUCGCUUGGGCCACCUAUGCUUCCUUUGUAUUCCUGGGACAGAGCCAGCCGCCCCACCGCAAGCCCCUGGCUGUCUACCCAAUCUUCCUGUUCUUCUUUAUCAUCUCGUGGCUGGUCUUGUCCCACAAUUAGUUCAGUUAGUGCCUAAGUCCCAAAGUAAACAGUGCACGUUCCAUAGCGUAACCAAAAAGAAUCGGAAAUCAAUUGUACAUUUGUUUAAGCUA